This is a messenger RNA of Nomascus leucogenys (northern white-cheeked gibbon), 3481 nucleotides long. The record is from RefSeq and is a predicted model, not a curated record. NCBI's taxonomy places the organism in Eukaryota, Metazoa, Chordata, Mammalia, Primates, Hylobatidae.
GCCUGGGAAGAGGUCCGAUGUCUCUAGGGUGGCUAGAGCGUCCUCCCGCGCUCCGUCGCGCUGCAGGUGACGGCGCCCGGAGGCUGUCGGGAAGUAGGCGGGGUGACGUGUGGUUGACGAGCUCGGCGGCGGUUUUGCUGAGAUCUGUGGCCGGCGGCAGCUGGUGCGGGGGGCAGCCGAGAGCGAGAGGUGGAUCGGGGCGGUGUGUGGCCGGGGCCAUGACGGGCAAUGCCGGGGAGUGGUGCCUCAUGGAAAGCGACCCCGGGGUCUUCACCGAGCUCAUUAAAGGAUUCGGUUGCCGAGGAGCCCAAGUAGAAGAAAUAUGGAGUUUAGAGCCUGAGAAUUUUGAAAAAUUAAAGCCAGUUCAUGGGUUAAUUUUUCUUUUCAAGUGGCAGCCAGGAGAAGAACCAGCAGGAUCUGUGGUUCAGGACUCCCGACUUGACACGAUAUUUUUUGCUAAGCAGGUAAUUAAUAAUGCUUGUGCUACUCAAGCCAUAGUGAGUGUGUUACUGAACUGUACCCACCAGGAUGUCCAUUUAGGCGAGACAUUAUCAGAGUUUAAAGAAUUUUCACAAAGUUUUGAUGCAGCUAUGAAAGGCUUGGCACUGAGCAAUUCAGAUGUUAUUCGACAAGUACACAACAGUUUCGCCAGACAGCAAAUGUUUGAAUUUGAUACGAAGACAUCAGCAAAAGAAGAAGAUGCUUUUCACUUUGUCAGUUAUGUUCCUGUUAACGGGAGACUGUAUGAAUUAGAUGGAUUAAGAGAAGGACCGAUUGAUUUAGGUGCAUGCAAUCAAGAUGAUUGGAUCAGUGCAGUAAGGCCUGUCAUAGAAAAAAGGAUACAAAAAGACGGGUUUUCACCAUGUUGCCCAGGCUGGUCUCAGACUCCUGAGCUCAAGCCAUCCGCCUGCCUCGACCUCCCAAAGUGGUACAGUGAAGGUGAAAUUCGAUUUAAUUUAAUGGCCAUUGUGUCUGACAGAAAAAUGAUAUAUGAACAGAAGAUAGCAGAGUUACAAAGACAACUUGCAGAGGAGGAACCCAUGGAUACAGAUCAAGGUAAUAGUAUGUUAAGUGCUAUUCAGUCAGAAGUUGCCAAAAAUCAGAUGCUUAUUGAAGAAGAAGUACAGAAAUUAAAAAGAUACAAGAUUGAGAAUAUCAGAAGGAAGCAUAAUUAUCUGCCUUUCAUUAUGGAAUUGUUAAAGACUUUAGCAGAACACCAGCAGUUAAUACCACUAGUAGAAAAGUUUGAGAAACACUUUGAGAAGACACUACUAGGCAAAUAAAAUUUUGGACCAUUAACUUAAAGACGAGAAUACGUGGCAAAAGAAAAACAGAACGCAAAGAAAGCUCAGGAAACCAAAUGAAGAGGAUGUUUUCAGAUGUGUACACAUUUCUGCUUCUGCACAUAUUUUCAUGGAAAUCAUUAUGUAUAAAGAACUUAGAGCAACAUCCUAAUUGGCUCAGUGCACGUUUGGCAGUAGUGCCAACCUGUCUUGUCUUUAAUGCAUGGAUUCAUAAACUUCUUCCCUACCUGCAUCAUGUGCAUGUAGUGCAUAUUAAAGUGAUAUUAAGAGUGCUUGCCCAAAUUCCAUUAUUUGACAUUGAAUCUGAGAACCGUUAGUUUUCUGGAUGUGUAACUACCAUAUGAAGCUAGAAAAUGUACAAAUGAUAUUCAUUAUCUGUAAUUUAAAUACUUAAAAUUUGCAGUUGUCAGAUCUUGAUUAAACUGGAUGUCUUAUUCUCAUCAUUAAUGGAAAAAAAAUCAGUAUUUCUAUCUUUGAUAUCUAAGUGUUUUGAGGAUUUUAAAACUGAAUUUUAUCUGCUAUACCAGUUAUUUGAGAAAGGAUGAUUUUAGUGUAAAUCAUUUAAAAAGGACAAAAUAUAGUUUCCAGUGAUUUUCACUGCUGUCAGUAGAAAAGUAAUAAACAUCUCAAUUUUAUUUUAGUAAAUUUUCUUCAAGUGUUUGGGGUUAUUUGUUUAUGUAUUAGAGAAUUAUUUCGGAAGUUCUGAGUAUUAUGCUUCAAAGCAAAAUUUCAGAUUAAGAAGAAAUUGUAAAUCUUAAAGAAUGUUGGUGUUACUCUCAAUGGAAUAUUGUUUCAAGCUCGUAAGCUGUAUAUAAAAAAACCGGAGGUUUGACAGUUUAUUUUAAAAAAAUGGUAGUGGUGAUGGGGGAUCUUUCUAUGCCAAUUUGAAUAAAUUUCAUACAGCCUGCAGUUUCCAAGAGCCAUAUACAAUUUGCUCACAAUUGAUUUUUUAAAAUUGAUUUGGGAGUUGCUUUGUAAUAAUCUUCUGCUUCUAAUCUUCCUUUGCAAGUCAGACUUUAAAGAAGACUUUAUAAAGCUUUCUUUUUUAAAGGAAGUAAUCUACUUUUUUCUUUAUCAAGAAUAUUUUUGAGGUUGAUACAUGAGUUUUUAACAUUUUAUUAUUUAUUGUAAAAUCAAUUUAGCAUAAUUUAUUUUACUAGGGAGAAUGUGUACCCAUCUUCCAGCUUCAGCACAUGAAUUUUUAAGGAUUGUUUUUAAGCUUAGUAAUUGUGGUAUUAAAUGACUUGGAGCUAAUGGAGAAAAACCUGAUAGGAAAUUGAUAGAAAAAUGAAUGAAAUAUUUUUUAUACAUAAUUUCAGUUGGAGGUAAUGAAAAAUAUGUAGUCUCAGUUAUUUGUGGGUAAAUAUGUUUUGCUGUUGAUACAGUAAUAAUUAUGGAGUGUUUUCAAAGCCAUGAUAUAAUUUUUAAAAAUAGAUUUUUAAGGAGGGCUCAUCUUGAUCUCAUUGGUUUAUUUCAGCUUAAUUUAGAUAUUCUUUCCUAUUGAGGCUUAAAUUUUGUUAAGCAAUUUGAGGAUUAUUGUGGUAAGUUGUAUUUAAUAAUCAAUACAGUGUGAUACUGGCACUAGGAUUGACAAAUAAAUCAAUGGAACAGAAGAGAGAGCCUGAAAACAGAUCAACGUUUAUAUGAUCACUUUAUUUCGACAAAGGUGGCAAAACAAUUCAACAGAGAAAGAAAGUCUUUUCAACAAAUGGAGCCAGAAUAGAAUAGCUGAAUAUCCAUAUAGAAAAAAGUGAACAAUGACCCCCUACCUCACAAAAAUGACUUUGAGAUGAAUCAUAGACCUAAAUGUAAUAUUUUAAAAGUAUGAAGCUUUUUAACUGAAAACAUAGAUGAUAUUUUUGUGACUUGGGGGGUUAGCCAAAGGUUUCGUAGGUCACAGAAAGCAGUAACCAUAAAAGAUCCAAAAUUAGAGCUCAUCAAAAUUGUCAUUGAAAAUGUUAACAAAAGUAAUAUCAAAUGACAUUUGAAAAAUAUCUUUGUAAAAUGACAAUAUUAAUAGGUAUAAGGAUUUUUUCUUAUUAAUCUAAUAAAAUUCCUUAAUAGGAAUUUCCGUAGCUUAAGAGUGGUUUAUUUUAUCUGCAUCUUCUUUGAUGAUUGCAAAUCCCUUGUGAUACUUCAUGAUUACUUCUGUCUGUGAAUAAAGAAGUGUGACUUGU